Rhagoletis pomonella (apple maggot) is the source of this 1581-nucleotide messenger RNA. RefSeq lists its product as uncharacterized. Gene Ontology annotation, biological process: proteolysis. NCBI's taxonomy places the organism in Eukaryota, Metazoa, Arthropoda, Insecta, Diptera, Tephritidae. Gene Ontology annotation, molecular function: aspartic-type endopeptidase activity; zinc ion binding; nucleic acid binding. The record is from RefSeq and is a predicted model, not a curated record. The transcript has 2 exons. The coding region runs from base 145 to 1581 and encodes 478 amino acids.
CAAUUAGUAGCACAAACCAUAAGUCCCACUCCCAAAGCCAGUUCAUCACUUCCUCAGGAAACUUCGGGCAUAAGCUUAAACGUCCCACCUUGCGACACCGAAACCUUUUAUGGGGGUUAUGAGCAAUGGCCGUCCUUCCGUGAUAUGUUCACGGCGGUCUAUAUAAAUCACCCUAAGCUCACUAAAGCGCAGAAGUUAUACCAUCUCAGGUACAAAACGCAAGGAAAAGCUGCCCAAAUAGUUAAACAAUUCCCUCUAAGUGACGAUAAUUUCGAGCUGGCAUGGGAAGCACUAAAAGCUCGCUAUGAAAACAAACGGGUUUUAGUAGAUAACCAAAUCCGCAUCCUUAUGAAUCUAAAACCCAUCCCAAUAGAAAAUAGCGAAGACAUACAGAGACUGCAAUCAUCGGUGAAUAACUGUCUCCAGAUUCUAGGCACCCAGCAAGUCUCCACCGAAAGCUGGGAUCCCAUUCUGAUCUACCUGGUUAUCUCCAAGCUUCCUGAGAACACCGUGGCCCUAUGGGAGCAAUCCCUCAGUUCCAGGAAAGACCGCCCGAACUGGUCCCAAAUGAACCAGUUCCUCACUACUCGAUACGAGGUGGUUGAAAGGGUAGAUCAAUUUCGUGCACCCAAGCCUCCGCGGACUAAUCUUUCGAACAUAAGCUACUCGAGUAACAGUAGGCCAUUCCCUAAACCGCCCACCUCUCAGAACUCUCACAACAACUCCUUUUCCCAAAUCCGAGCGCACAUGACGGAACAACGCACAAAACCAUACAAAUGCCCAAUGUGCAAUAAACCUCAGCACACUCUCUCUCAGUGCUCCAAAUUUCGUCAACUGCCAACUCAGGAUCGCAGAAAGUUUGUGAGAGAACACAACCUCUGUUUUAAUUGCCUAUGUCAGACCCACUUGAUAAAAGACUGCUCAAGUAAAUAUACUUGCUCCCAUUGUCAAGAACGGCAUCACUCAAUGCUUCAUGAAGACACGCCCCCCAUGCCGCCAAGACAGCAGUCUCGAACCCAAAGAACGACAUCUCAGGUCGCUCUGACGACGCCCACUAAUUCCAACCCACAAAAUUCAGCUGGGUCGGAAACAACUCAUGAGGAGCCUUCUUGCUCAAAUAGAGCAAGAGUACAGUCGUUCUACUCGGAAAAUGAGAGCAAGAUUCUCCUUCCCACAGCAAUGGUGCCAGUUGAACACAGGGGCGAGAUCUUCAAACUCAGAGCUCUCAUAGAUCAGGGUUCGGAACGAACUUUUAUUUCCUCCAAAGCUCAAAACAAACUAAGGCUACCGUACCAAACUUCUAACUUUGAAAUUUCUGGCAUGGGAGGCAGAGUUGUUCAGACCACGAAAAUAAAGGCUCAAGCAAUAGUACUAUCCCAGUUAACGAAAAUGCUUCCAAAAUUCCAGCCAACUCUCGAACAACGAGAAAAAUGGUCUCACCUCCAGCUAGCAGAUACUAACUGCCACUCCCCGUCCCAAAUUGAUCUGGUCAUUGGCAGUGACCUCAUUCCUGAAAUAAUGCUGGAAGGCAUUGAGAAAAUUUCCAAAAAUUUGCUUGCACCAUAUUCGGCUGGAUCUUAA